This is a messenger RNA of Onychomys torridus (southern grasshopper mouse), 1416 nucleotides long. It is a transcript of the gene Yae1, whose product is annotated as YAE1 maturation factor of ABCE1. The transcript is spliced from 3 exons. The record is from RefSeq and is a predicted model, not a curated record. The coding region runs from base 42 to 719 and encodes 225 amino acids. Lineage: Eukaryota; Metazoa; Chordata; Mammalia; Rodentia; Cricetidae.
CAGCGCUUCCGGUGGUCCGGGACUCUUAAGUUUCUUCGGAGAUGUCUUGGGUUCGCUCGGUUCCCGAGAUCUCGAGCCCUGGGGAUCAGGACGUGUUUGACGAGGAAGCGGACGAGACUCUGUUAGUGCAGCGGGAAUGGCAGGGCCACAUGCGGAGACGAAUCCAAGAAGGCUACAGAGAUGGAAUGGAUGCUGGCAAAGCAGUCACUCUUCAACGGGGCUUCAAUCAAGGUUACAAAGAAGGAGCGGAAGUCAUUAUAAACUAUGGACUACUCAGGGGAACACUGAGUGCUUUGCUCUCCUGGUGUCACCUUCAUGGCAGUAGUUCAACUUUGAUCAGCAAAAUAAAUAAUCUUCUGGACGCAGUUGGCCAGUGCGAAGAGUGUGUGCUCAAACGUCUGGAAUCAGUCCCGCCACAGCCCCAAGUUACAGAGUUAUUGGACUCCAUUGAGGAUAUGGACCUUUGUCGUGGAGUUCCAGCUGAGAAAAAGAUUGAUGAACCUAAAGAUGGAAGACUCUGUGAAAAUAGUGCCGAGUUGAACAGAGCCUCUGACGAGAGUCCUAGCGGAACAGACUGUUCACUUUCCAAAUGGUGCAGAACACAAGAGCACACACACUUGGAAAAACCAAGCCUCGCUUGGAUCCUGGACCAGACAGCCGACUUAGUAAAACAGCUGGGAGUAUCAGUAGACAUAUUGCAGCACCUGAGGCAACUAUGAAAUUAUCUCCCCUUUGCACUGGGAUGAAUGCUCUGAAGAGUCCUCAAAGCAUUGUGUUUCUUGAUAAGGAACCAUUGGUUGAGCACAUCUCCUGUAGUUACCCCUUAUGGAGGUAUGAAAGGUCUUCAUUGUUAACACUAGUAAAUGGAAUAUAAGCCUUUGUCUUUGUAAUUGGUAAAUUUUUAAAUUUUAGAUAUGCUCAGAAAUCCUCAUUGUCAUUUUCAAAUUACUAAUCAAAACCAGUAAUUUUUAGACUAGCCAAACCUAAGAACAAGAGAAAAAAGAAAUCUAAUGCUGCUUUCUACCUCUCUGUCAGUAUCUGGUGGUUUAGGGCCUCAUCACCAGCAACCAAACCAAAGUUGCCAGAAAUAACCUAAAGGUUAGCAUAGAUAUAUAGGAGAUGUGUAGAUAGCUACACAUUAAAGUCAAGAGACCAUAGAAACUGACACAAUAUUUAUAUCAUUGAAUAAAUAAUUAAAAACAAACAAUAAUUAAAACAAAGUACUAAAAUUCACCUUGUUUACCUAUUGUAUAUAGAUGUUACAUCUAUGAAAAAUAGAAAAAAUACAUUCCAUGCUAUACUGUAAAGAACUGCUUAGUUUUCUAGGUAGUGAGGAGUUGGCCGUGUUCUUUCAAAACAGACUAUUUCUGAACUGCAACCUUGUUAUUUACAUUGGAAUAAAACACUUGAGACCAU